AUGCGCAUCAGUUUGUUUCUCGCGGUUACAUUGGCUGCUUUGGCCGCUGGCGAGAGCACCACCACUGUCGGCUAUUUCGGUGUCGGCUUAGGACUUGGUGGUAAUAUCGGCCCAUUUUUUUUCACCAGCACCGCAGCCAGUCUUGCUGGCAUCAAUGCGGUCGCAACCACUUACGAAAUCAAUUGUCUGAGCGUUGCGCCCAAAUCCGACUGCCAGAUCGAUUCCAAACACCCCUGGACCCUAAUCCAGGGCCCUGCCACCUAUAAUUUUGCAGCUUCCUUUACUUACACAACCGACCAAACGACCGCCACAAUUACAGAGACAGCCGAGUGCUCUUUCACUCACUACUCUGAAUCGGCCUCUUGCUCAUGGAGUUCCUCGUUCGCUGGCUCAUCAUCUGGUGGAACUUUUGCCUCUUCUAACUCAUUAACGACCACGAACAUCCCGACCCUAUAUAUCAGUUACAAGGAACUGGAGGUCAAUGGCGGUGUCGCCUCCUUCACUGCUCCUCAGGCAACUAAGACCCCUGAUGCCGCUGUUGCUCCCGCGAAGCCUUUGAUCACCGCUGCACCACUGUGCGCUGCAGCCGCAGCCGCAGCUGCAGCCGCCUUGUUCUAA
Molecule: messenger RNA, 618 nt
Organism: Penicillium waksmanii
Lineage: Eukaryota; Fungi; Ascomycota; Eurotiomycetes; Eurotiales; Aspergillaceae
Exons: 1
Coding region: 1-618 (205 amino acids)
Source: RefSeq, a predicted model, not a curated record